CCACCAAAUUCCUUCCUAUCUCCAUUCUCCAACGCACAUUGCUCUGUUUUCUGCUCUCUCGAAAACAGAGUGACCACAAUCAAUACCUUAACAGACGCAGCAUUAAGAGUAAAGCACCCGCUGUUUUUUACUCUUGUACCUUCCAUUCAUACCCCAUUUCUCCCCAACAUUCACUACUCCAAAGCCUCCUCCCAAGCUUCGCCGCCGUCCUCCUCCUCUCAACUCUUUCAGGGCACGGUGAACAGCUCUUGGAUUGAUAUCUUUGGCAAUCAUUUUGAGUUAUUAUAUAUCUGUGGAGAUCAUCAAGGGGGCAAACUUAGCAAAAAGAUGAUGUUGAUGAGGAAAAGGCUUGCUUGCUGCACUCAUGAGAGAGAGAUUAGCCUUGACUUUGAUGAACAAGAUGACCUUCCAGGGGUAACGACCUAUAAUGGCCUUGAGAGUUGCAUUCACAAUAAUCAAUCUUAUGAAAAUGAGAGCAGCACAAGCAGAGGAGAUGGAUGUGCGUUGGACUCCUUGGAUGAUGAUUUUUCAAGCUGUUCUUCUAGCAAAGAUGCUUUUGGAUCAUUUUCUUCCAAGUGGCUGCCAGUGAAGAGAGAUGAACAGAACUUAGAUGAAUGGGAGCUCUCAGAGAGCCCCCAACAUUUUUAUGUCAAAGAGAAACCUGCUUAUGCUGCUCAAUUCUCAGUCUCAGAUGUUGAAACAAUGAAGGAAAAAUUUGCUCAUCUGUUAUUGGGGGAAGAUAUUACUGGUGGAAGUAAGGGUGUCAACACAGCUUUAGCAUUGUCGAAUGCCAUAGCAAAUCUUGCAGCUUCUAUCUUUGGGGAAUUAUGGAAAUUAGAGCCAUUGUCUGAAGAAAGGAAGAACAAAUGGCGACGAGAAAUGGACUGGUUGCUCUCUCCUACAAACUAUAUGGUUGAGUUAGUGCCUGCUAAGCAAAAUGAUGCUAAUGGUCGAACUUUGGAGAUAAUGACACCAAAAGCCCGAGCAGACAUUCACAUGAAUCUUCCAGCACUUCAAAAGUUGGACUCCAUGCUGAUUGAAACACUAGAUUCAAUGGUGAACACAGAGUUCUGGUAUGAAGAAGUUGGAAGCCGAGCAGAGGGAAGAAACAAGAGUGCCAGGGAGAGUAAGAGGUGGUGGCUUCCAUUACCACAAGUACCAAAAGCUGGGCUCUCUGACACUGGAAGGAAGAAAUUGAUAUGUAGGGGUAAGGUGGUACAUCAAAUAUUCAAGGCAGCAAAAUCCAUCAAUGAAAGUGUGCUGCUUGACAUGCCUGUGCCAGCCAUUAUCAGGGAUGCACUUCCGAAGUCUGGGAAGGAAAACCUUGGUGAAGAUCUACACAGGAUCUUGAGUGCAGAUUCCAGCUCACCUGAGGAUAUGUUCUCUUCCCUCAAUUUAAAAUCUGAACACAGUGCCCUUGAGACCAUUAACAGAUUGGAAACUGCUGUGUUUGCAUGGAAAGAGAGAAUUACAGAACAAGUGAGCACUAAGUCACCAGUUCGUACAUCAUGGUCCUUCAUUAAAGAUCCCAUGGUUGAGCUGGAUAAGAUGGAGUCUCUACUAAACCGAGCAGAAACACUACUACAGAAGAUCAAGAGCAGAUAUCCAAACCUUCCCCAAACAUUUCUUGAUGCUACAAAAAUUCAAUAUGGCAAGGAUGUUGGGCAUUCCAUUCUAGAAGCAUAUUCUCGCGUACUUGGAAACUUGGCCUUUAGCAUUCUGUCCAGGAUAGGAGAAAUUCUUCAAGAAGAUGUUUUGAGCAACCCCAGUACUCCUGUGGCAAGGUCUUACUUUCCAGAAUCUCCAAUGCCUGGUCUCCAUGUAAGGCAUUCACUCAUUGAUCAGAUGAACAGGGCAGAUGGAAAGCACCGGGACUCACUUUCAAGCAUCAACUCUGAUUUGGAGUUCACACAGGCUGCUACAGCAAGCUCUACCUAUGCAACACCUAGUAGGAGUCGAGUGUGGUGCAUUGGUAAAGAGGCAUGUAUAGGGGUGUCUCCUAGAAAUUCCCCUUGAUAUGAAGAGUAAGAUUUGAAUAUUCUCUAUUGUAAAUGAGCUAUAUAUCAAAUGCUUAUUGAGAUAGAAAUUUUGGGUAAUGCAUCUCCUUUGCUUCAAAAAACAAUUCAAGUAUAUGGUAUAUUUAAAGGCUAUAGCAGCCUCAUACAUGAUAAUUGUCUCUGUUCAUGUCUGAAUUAUUAGUUCCUAAAAAAAAUUCAGUUUGCUA
Messenger RNA from Rubroshorea leprosula, 2224 nucleotides. The record is from the annotation of a GenBank genome assembly. Lineage: Eukaryota; Viridiplantae; Streptophyta; Magnoliopsida; Malvales; Dipterocarpaceae.